This is a messenger RNA of Acanthosepion pharaonis, 855 nucleotides long. The record is from the annotation of a GenBank genome assembly. NCBI's taxonomy places the organism in Eukaryota, Metazoa, Mollusca, Cephalopoda, Sepiida, Sepiidae.
AUGACAGUCUCUUUCCCCGACUCACUCUUCUGUCUGGCUUGCAGCACUGUGACCUGUGACAGUUGCCUGUGGGUGCUCACGCAUAUGAUGACAAUGUGCCGACCAAUCGCGGUCUAUCCUGUCUCUCUUUUUCGUCUCUGCUUUAUUAGCAAAAAUCUCGAGGGACCUAUACAGCUAGACACCGCCUCUCUAAAGCCCAUGCGUCACUGUAGCAACAACUACGUGGCUAAAGGAGCAACCCAUUUCUCCCCUCUUCCGUUCGGUGUGGUCCAUCUUUCUCCUGCGAGUGCUGUCCACACAUCAUGUCCAGCAUCUCAGAGAUCUUACUUGCACUGGGGCCACCCUGCCAUCGGCGUUUCCCAGAUCCUUUUCCUUCUCGGUAGGGGGCACCAGCCUGUUAACUUCCUUUAUCCCCAGUUUACGGUUUCCCUCUGCCAUACACCACUGAGCCUUAUGCCUGAACUCGCCACAAGUCAUGCAGUCUGGCCCCAAAGACCUUGGGUUGCCUCCAUAGUUUGUCGGACAGUUACGGGCCCAAUGCCCACCAUACUUGCAAGUGCAGCGCACCAUCUCAUAUCAGCCAGGUGUGGGCUUGUGAAACCCAUAACGCAGAUCCCAGGCUCUCCUAUUUGGAACUGCCUCAGCCUUCCAGUCCUCUUCCACCUCUUCUUUUGGAUCCCGUAUCUGGAUCCACUCCCAGUCCUUCUUUUUUAUCACUACUUUGCCCUCCCCCCGAUUGUUCCUACCCACCCCUCUUAUUCUAUCCAAGAGUCGUCCCACCUCCAAGCUGCCUCUAUCAUCCCUCAGCCCCUGUCACUCAGCGCGUCCACAUACACAUUGGCCAACAAGGCCUAA